CCUCUCCUGCGUCCUGCCUCCUGCGUCCUGCGUGCCGUGCGGCGUGUCGCGUGCCGCGCAUCGAUCCACGCGCCCCUCGCCCUCACCGCGCCCUCGCCCUUACCGCGCCGACCGGCAACAUUCAUUUGGACAAAUAUCAUUCCAUCAUUGCAUUUAGUCCUCCGUUCAUUUUAUUUAUUUGCUGUAGUUUUUUAUGUGAUUUAGUGCAUGUUUAGUCGCUAGUUAAUCAUACAGUAAUAUCGUGAAAAUGGGUGGCUGUGCAACUAAAGAAAACAAGGAAAACAAACCGGCGGACGGAAAAGCCGCAGCAAUGGUGGACGCCGCAACCAUCGAGAAAUUGGAGGCUGGCUUCAGCAAGCUCCAGGCUUCUGACUCCAAGUCCUUGCUGAAGAAGUACCUCACCAGGGAGGUAUUCGAUGCUCUUAAGAACAAGAAGACCUCUUUCGGCUCAACUCUCUUAGACUGCAUCCAGUCGGGUAUUGAGAACCUGGACUCCGGUGUGGGUAUCUACGCCCCCGACGCCGAGUCGUACACGGUGUUCGCGGACCUGUUCGACCCCAUCAUCGAGGACUACCACAAUGGCUUCAAGAAGACUGACAAGCACCCACCCAAGAACUGGGGCGACGUCGAAACUCUCGGCAACCUGGACCCCGCCGGCGAAUUCAUCGUGUCCACGCGCGUGCGCUGCGGCCGCUCCAUGGAGGGCUACCCCUUCAACCCCUGUCUCACUGAGGCCCAGUACAAGGAGAUGGAGGACAAGGUCUCCUCUACCCUGUCCGGCCUCGAGGGCGAGCUCAAAGGCACCUUCUUCCCGCUCACCGGCAUGUCCAAGGAGACCCAGCAGCAGCUGAUCGACGACCACUUCCUGUUCAAGGAGGGCGACCGCUUCCUGCAGGCGGCCAACGCUUGCCGCUUCUGGCCCACCGGCCGCGGCAUCUACCACAACGAGAACAAGACUUUCCUCGUCUGGUGCAAUGAGGAAGACCACCUCCGCAUCAUCUCGAUGCAGAUGGGCGGCGACCUGAAGCAGGUGUACAAGCGGCUGGUGACCGCCGUCAACGACAUCGAGAAGAGGAUCCCCUUCUCUCACAACGACAGGCUCGGCUUCCUCACCUUCUGCCCCACCAACCUGGGCACGACGGUGCGCGCCUCGGUGCACAUCAAGCUGCCCAAGCUGGCGGCGGACAAGGCCAAGCUGGAGGAGGUGGCCAGCAAGUACCACCUGCAGGUGCGCGGUACACGCGGCGAGCACACCGAGGCCGAGGGUGGUGUCUACGACAUCUCCAACAAGCGGCGCAUGGGCCUCACCGAGUACGAAGCCGUCAAGGAGAUGUACGACGGUAUCGCGGAACUCAUCAAAAUCGAGAAGUCCCUCUAAGAAGCUUUCGAUCUCGUGCUAUCAGUAUUUUUUUGUAUUAUUUAUCGUUUAUAUUAUUGGAUGUUGAGCGAAGCGUGCGGGCGG
This is a messenger RNA of Papilio machaon (common yellow swallowtail), 1462 nucleotides long. RefSeq names its product arginine kinase (gene AK). Lineage: Eukaryota; Metazoa; Arthropoda; Insecta; Lepidoptera; Papilionidae. The record is from RefSeq and is a predicted model, not a curated record. The transcript has 3 exons. Gene Ontology annotation, biological process: phosphocreatine biosynthetic process. Gene Ontology annotation, molecular function: creatine kinase activity. The coding region runs from base 248 to 1378 and encodes 376 amino acids.